Molecule: messenger RNA, 3047 nt
Organism: Ziziphus jujuba (common jujube)
Lineage: Eukaryota; Viridiplantae; Streptophyta; Magnoliopsida; Rosales; Rhamnaceae
Product: receptor-like protein 7
Exons: 1
Coding region: 58-2910 (950 amino acids)
Molecular function (GO): protein binding
Source: RefSeq, a predicted model, not a curated record
UCUCUCAUUAGAACCUCCAAGCUUUUCUAAGAGAAAGGGGGGGAAAAUCAAAGUAUUAUGGGGUUGUCACCUUGUUUAGUAUCAAUUUUUUGUGUAUUUUUGAAGCUUUUGGUGUUGCACAUUGUGGUUCACAAAAAUAUUACUUUUGUUCAGUCAUUUUGCCAUGAUAAUGAAAGAUCUUCCCUGUUGCAGUUCAAAGAAAGCUUUCUCAUUUACAAAUCUGGUUCUCUUUGUGAUCCCAAGGUUUUGCAAUGGAAAUCUCUUGGAGUAAAUACAAGCAAUUGUUGCUCGUGGGAUGGGGUCCAAUGUGAUGAGGAAACCGGUUAUGUGAUUGGCCUUGAUAUUAGUAGCAGUUGUUUAUUUGGCUCUAUCAACUCCAACAGCACCCUUUUCAAUCUUGUUCAUCUUCAGAGGCUUAACCUCGCUGGUAAUAACUUCAAUUACUCUCAAAUUCCUACUGCUGUUGGGAAACUUUCCGGUUUAACUUAUCUCAACCUAUCUAGUUCUUCUUUUCGUGGUCAAAUUCCAAUAGAAAUUUCACACUUGUUUAAGUUAUCACAACUAGACCUGUCUGUGAAUUCCAAUGAUAAUGUUAAGCACAAGGUUUUGGAACUUAAAAAUCCAAGUAUGAGUAGCCUACUACAAAAUUUGACCAGUCUAGAAGUUCUUGAUCUCAGUUGUAUAAACAUUUCAUCCAUAGUACCCGAUUUCCUUUCAAACUUCAAUUCUUUGAGAUCACUUUAUCUUACGAAUUGUGGGCUGCAUGGUGAAUUUCCUGCAGCCAUUUUUCAAUUGCCAAAUCUAAGAACUCUUGAUGUAGGAUCCAAUAGGAAUCUCAAGGGUUAUUUGCCUGAAUUUCACCAUAGAAGUCCUCUUAAAGAAUUGAUACUUUAUGAAAGUGGGUUUUCAGGAACCUUACCUUCUUCACUCCACAUGCUUGAUUCAUUGGAUAUAUUGGAUGCUUUUGACUGCAACUUUUCAGGGCCUAUUCCAUCUUCACUAGGAAAACUAACCCAACUUACUACUUUACAACUUGGGCAUAACAAUUUUAGUGGUUACAUUCCCUCUUCUCUUCAAAAUCUUACCCAACUCACUGCUUUAUGUCUCUUUCAUAAUCAUAUAACUGGUCCAAUCCCUCCUUGGCUAGGAAAUCUUACCAAACUAAUGAUCCUCCAACUUGCACAUAACCAAUUCUAUGGUCUAGUUCCACAGUCAUUAUCUAACCUCAUGAAUCUUGAGACUCUUUAUCUACAUACCAACAAAUUAAGUGGAGCUUUGAAAUUCGACAUAUUUUCCAGCAUGAAGUCUCUCACCGAACUACAACUAAAUGCAAAUAACUUGUCGCUGCUUUUUGAGAAGGGAAACAAAAAUUCAACAAGCUCAAAAUUCAUUCAUGUGGGAUUAGCUUCAUGCAAUUUAAGUGAAUUCCCAGAUUUUAUUAGGCACCAAAAUGAAUUGAAAGGGUUGUCACUUUCUUAUAACAGGAUAAGUGGUGAAAUGCCUAAAUGGAUGUGGAAUACAAGCUUAGACACUUUGGCCUUCUUCUCCAUUCGCAACAAUUUCCUUACAGGCUCUCAACCUGCCAUUAUUCCUUGGGUUAAUUUGAAGACGUACAUUGUUGCAUUUAACAUGUUGCAAGGAGCACUACCAAUUCCUCCACCAUCCAUUAUUGUUUAUACUGCAUUAAAUAACAUGCUAAGUGGAGAAAUCUCACCUGUGUUUUGCAAUCUGAGCUCUCUCUACUUUCUUGAUUUGUCUGGUAACAACUUGAAUGGUAUGAUUCCAAAGUGUAUGGGAAACUUAAGCAGUUCUUUGUAUGUGUUGGGUUUAAGAAACAACUUCUUUCAAGGCAGCAUUCCUGAAAUAUGCGGCAAUAAUGCAAGUAACUUGAAAACAAUCGAUCUAAGCUAUAAUAAGUUGCAGGGGAAGCUACCACGAUCACUAUCCAAUUGUAUGAUGCUUGAAGGUAUUGUUGUCUCGAACAAUCAACUCAGAGAUGUUUUCCCAUCUUGGUUGGGAUCCCUUCCUGAGCUGAAGAUUCUCACACUGCAGCAAAAUGAGUUCUACGGCAUAAUUGGUAAACCCGAGAACUACUUGGAGUUCCCCAAGUUGCAAGUGAUUGAUAUCUCUUUCAAUAGUUUCACAGGUGAGUUGCCAUCUCAUUACAUUUUCAGCUGGAACGCUAUGAAGAAUAUCAACCCCAAACCGUUCACAUAUUUGAAUGUGAUGUUUAACUAUACUGUUUCAAAGAUUGAUUGGGCCCAAGUCGAAAUUCGUCAUCCAAUCACGAUUACAUCCAAAGGGGCGAAGAGAUAUUAUGGAGCCGUCCAAGAUAUCUUUACUUUUAUUGAUAUGUCCAGCAAUAGAUUUGAAGGAGAAAUUUCUGAACUGUUUGGGAACUUAGAGGGCCUUUACUCAUUAAACCUGUCAAACAAUAUGCUCACUGGUUGCAUACCAUCGUCUUUAGGGAAUUUAACAGUGCUUGAAUCAUUGGACCUUUCUCAAAACAAUCUCUCAGGAGAGAUCCCUGAACAACUAAAGCAACUUGGAUUCCUUGGAACCUUCAAUGUAUCUCAUAACAACUUUACAGGACGUAUACCUCAAGGGAACCAAUUUAAUGCAUUUGACAGCAGUUCAUUUGCGGGAAAUCCAGGAUUGUGUGGUGAUCUGUUGCUUAAGAAAUGUGGUGAUUUAGAGCCUCUAUCACUGCCACCUUCAGUUUUUGAAGAAAAUGAUGAUUCAGAGUCUUUAUUCGAAUCAGUUUGGAAAGUGGUGUUGAUAGGAUUCAUAAGUGGGUUAGUUGCUGGAGUAGCUCUUGGCGACAUGGUGAUCAUAAGGAGGCAUGGUCGGUCAGUUAAGAUGCAUUGCAAACGGAGAAGACAGAGGACAUAUCAAAGAACUCGAAGAUAGAAGGCUGUGGGAACUCUCUCUGCUAUGUUUGUUAGUUUUUUUUUUUUUUUCCUUGUUUACUGUAUGUGUACACUUGCUUCGGUUUUGAACUUUUUUUUUUUUUUUUUUUUUUUUUUUUGGGGGGGGGGGGGGCUGUG